AGCUCUUCCAGUGCAUCCAGGAACAACAAGGCUGGGACUAACUGGGCUCUGGUUAUAAAUAAAAAAAUGAAUUUGAUGGUCAACAUUAAAAUCUGUAGCCAUCAUUUGAAAUGUCAUGUGGAUCAUUUGGAAAUUAUACUUUUUAUUUUUCACUUACCAUUUAAAAGUGUUUUACAGAUAAAUUGAGGUUUUGAAGGAGGUGACUGGAAGCGUUGGUGUCUUGGAACAUCAGCUGCUGUGCUUGUCUGAAAGUGAAAGAUGCUGAGUGCCCACAGUGGAACAGCUCUCCUGAGGAACACACCUCUGUAAACCUUCCCUAAAAAAUCACCCCAAGGCAAAUCUCCUGUGAUGGACCCUCGGAAUACUGCUAUGUUAGGCUUGGCUUCUGAUUCUGAAGGGUUUGCUGGGAAAAGCCCCUCUGUGGUAAACAUUGGCACCUUGCUGGGCAAAGGGGAGGCAGAGCUCGAAGGCUGCAGCAAGGAGGAGGAGGAGGGGAGGAAGAAGAGCAGGGAGGGGAGCGCCGAGAGCGGCAAGAGCGAGGCUCUGAGCGAUGCGCAGCAGCAGUUCUCGGUGAAAGAAACCAACUUCUCCGAGGGAAACCUCAAACUGAAGAUUGGCCUUCAAGCAAAGAGGACGAAAAAGCCUCCCAAGAACCUGGAGAAUUAUGUCUGCCGGCCUGCCAUAAAAACCAGCAUCAAGCAGCCAAGAAGGGCUCCCAAGAGCGGGAAGAUGACAGAGGAGAAGAGCGAGCACUGUCCUUCAAAGCAAGACCCUUCCAAGUCUUACAAGAAAGCUGGAGAAGUUGCAGCAGUUGAGUUACAUGUGGAAGAAGGUAUCGAAGUAGAAACAACCCCUUUAUCUAAGAAAGUUUCCCCAUUGCAUUCUGAAAUGACAGAUUAUAUAAAGUCAUCUCCUCCGACCCUUAUCAGUAGCCAUAAUUCUGAUUUAAAGGAUAGAACAGAAAUUAACGGAGCAACAACUGUCACAGAAAAAUUGGCUCAACUGAUUGCAACUUGUCCUCCUUCCAAGUCUUCCAAAACCAAGCAGAAGAAGCCUGGAAGUGGAAAUGGAGCUACAUCUGGUUUGGUGAAAGACUCUGGGAAGAAGCUGCCAGGAGCUAUAACUGCAAGUGGGUUGGUUAAUAAAGAUUUGGUGAAGAAACUGCCAGGCUCUGGGAUUGCUGUUGGGUUGGUGAACAAGGACUCAGGGAAGAAGCCAUUAGGGAUUGGCAGCGCAGCCAUACUGGUUAACAAAGACUCUGGGAAGAAGCCCCAAGCAAUCAGCCCCUUAAUUGGAUUGGUUAGCAAGGACUCUGGGAAGAGGCCUCCAGGGAUCAGCACUCCAACAGGGUUAGUCCACAAGGAUUCAGGAAAGAAGCAGCCAGUGACCAGCUCUGCAGUUGGGUUGAUCAGCAAAGACGUGGGGAGGAAACUUCCAGGGAUCAGCACUCCAGCUGCACUGCCCAGCAAGGAGCCUCUCAAGAAACCAGUAGGGAUCAGCAGUCCAGCAGGACUGGUUAACAAGGAUGCUGGGAAGAAGUUGUUGGGAAUAAAUAGUCCUACAGGUCUGCUUAACAAGGAUUCUGGAAGGAAGAUGCCAGGGAGUGGGAACAGCACAGCUCUGGUUAACAAAGACUCUGGGAGGAAGACGCCAGGGAUUGGCAGCCCCAUGGGACUGGUUAGCAAGGACCCUGGCAGGAAGAUGCCAGGAAUCAGCAGUCCUGUGGGAUUGGUUAGCAAGGACUGUGGGAAGAAGCCAGCAGGGAUUGGCAGCCCAGCUGGUUUGGCUACCAAGGACUCUGGAACUCUGAAAGCAGACUCCCUCGUGCCCUCCUCAGAGCCCUUUAAGCUUCCUUGCAAUUCAAACCUCAGUAGCCUUGAAAGCCACGAGCCUGCGGAUUUACUGAAGGAAAAUACUACCAGCAAAACCUUUGAGAAGCACAUCAUGAGACAGAGCAAAGAAAGCAUCUUGGACAAGUUUUCAAUUCGGAAAGAAAUUGCUGAUGUAGGCAAAGAGAUGUUCAGUGAAGGAAUGUGUGUUCCACAGGAUGCCUACUCAUCCAGUGAGAAAGGGAUUUAUGAAAUGUCUAAGCACGAGAAGCAGCCUCCAGUUUAUUGCACUUCACCAGACUUCAGGACAGGAGGUGCCUCGGAGGUGUCGACAGCCAAGUCCCCGUUCAGUGCAGUGGGAGAGGGGAAUCUCCCGUCUCCUUCCCCCACUGUGUCUGUCCCCACCCUGAACAGGAGCCUCUCCACAGCCUCCUCCCAGCUGGCAUCCAACUCGUUGCACUUAAGUUCCACGGCAGAGCUCUUGGAGGGCAUUUCAGAGCCCAUGGGCAAAACGCCCUUCUCCUCGGACAGCUCCCUGCUGAGUCUGAACAGGACAUUGAACCACACCCUCAGCACUGAUUUUAAAGGUGCUGAGAAAGACUUAAGUGAUUCAAAAGCAUCUUACGUGGAAACUUCAAGAACAAGUCCUCCCACGGGGAAAAAGCCCAUUUUGGCAGCUGAGACAAGCAUCCACGCUACUGUCACCCCUUCAGUAGUUAGUUUUACCAGCUUGUUUGGUAGCAAGCAGUUCCUCAAGAUCGGUGCAAUAGCUGCAUCUGAGAAAUCCUGCCAAGGAGCAAAAAACCUGAGCAGCACUCAGCAAUCAAAACCUUUAAAGAAAAGAAAAGGAAGGAAGCCACGAUGGACUAAAGUGGUGUCGAGAAGCACGUGCCGACCUCCAAAGGGUCUGGAACUGGAAAGGUCAGAGCUUUUUAAAAACAUUUCCUACAGUGCACUAUCGAGCAGUAAUUUGGAGCAGGCCAAAUUCCUGAAAAACAUGGGAUCAUCCUCGUUUGUGGAGCAUGAAUUUGUCAAACAUCAGUUGCCAAAGCUGAACGAAGCUAAUGGACAGUCUCUGGCACUGCUGGCUGAGACUGACAAGCAAACUCAGAAGUUCUACAGCGCUCACAAACAACCCUCCAGCUUGUGUAUGUCAGAUGAUUUCUUAACUGACAUAUACAAACCCAAGAGAGGAAGACCUAAAUCCAAGGAAAUGCCAGAACUCGAAGGUCCCCCCAAAAGAACUCUCAAGAUCCCAGCAUCAAAAGUCUUCUCAGUGCAGUCAAAAGAAGAGCAAGAACCUCCAAUUUUGCAGCCUGAAGUCGAAAUUCCCUCCCUAAAACAAAGCUUAUCAGGACAAGCUUUUCCUAAAAAGAGAGGAAGGCCUAAAAGGCAGAUCCGGUCAUCGAUAAAAAUGAAACCACCCAUUCUGUCUGUGGCACCUUUUGUUGGAACAGAGAACUCGAGCAAGAUGGGGCCUGAAAGUGAGCAGCAUCGGCCCGGGGAGUUCUUUGAGAGGAAGGACCAGCUCCGAGGGCCAGAAGAAGUCCAAAGCCCCAGUAUUUGUAGCAUGAGUGAUUUGGAAGUAGACUCAGACAGAAAAGUUGCCAAGAGAAAUAACGGACAGUUAAUGAAAACAAUUAUUCGAAAAAUAAAUAAAAUGAAAACCCUGAAGCGAAAGAAACUCCUGAAUCAGAUUCUGUCCAGUACAGUGGAACCAAAUACCAAAGGGAAGAUGCAAUCCAAGCUCCACAACACCGUGUCAACUCUUGCUGCCACGUUCGGUUCAAAACUAGGCCAGCAAAUCAACGUCAGCAAGAAAGGAACCAUUUACAUAGGAAAAAGGAGAGGGAGGAAACCUAAAGCUGUGCUGAAUGGCAUUUUAGCCAGCAGUGCUGCCAGCCUGACAGUUCUGGAGAAGUCUGCCCAGCAAGCUCCUGGUACAUCCCUAGGACAAGUCCUUCCCCACCUGCUGCCCUCGGCAGCGAGCCCCUCGGAGAUCCUGCCGUCGCCGGUGUGCUCGCAGUCCUCGGCCGUGAGCGGGGGGCAGAGCCCCGUGAGCAGCGACGCGGGCUUCAUCGAGCCCAGCUCGGUGCCCUACCUGCACCUGCACUCCAGGCAGGGCAGCGUGGUGCAGACCCUGGCCAUGAAGAAAGCAGCCAAGGGGAGGAGGAGGUUGUCCCCACCCACGCUGCUGCCCAACUCCCCGUCGCACCUGAGCGAGCUGACGUCGCUCAAAGAGGCCACGCCGUCGCCCGUGAGCGAGUCCCACAGCGAUGAGACCAUCCCCAGUGACAGUGGGAUAGGCACAGACAACAACAGCACCUCGGACCGAGCCGAGAAGUUCUGUGGGCAGAAGAAAAAGAGGCACUCGUUUGACCACGUGUCCCUCAUCCCGCCCGAGACUUCCACCGUGCUCGGCAACCUGAAGGAGAAGCACAAACACAAGUGCAAGCGCCGCAGCCACGAUUACCUCAGCUACGACAAGAUGAAGAGGCAGAAGAGAAAAAGGAAAAAGAAGUAUCCUCAGCUCCGAGGGAGGCAGGACCCUGAUUUCCUCGCCGAGCUAGAGGAGUUAAUAAGUCGGUUAAGUGAAAUUAGAAUAACCCACAGAAGUCACCAUUUUAUACCCCGAGAUUUGCUGCCUACCAUUUUUAGGAUAAAUUUCAAUAGUUUCUACACCCACCCUACUUUUCCUUUAGAUCCUUUGCACUACAUUAGAAAACCUGAUUUAAAGAAAAAGAGAGGCAGGCCUCCAAAAAUGCGGGAAGCUAUGGCAGAAAUGCCUUUCAUGCAUAGCCUGAGCUUCCCCCUGUCCAGCACCGGGUUCUACCCCUCCUAUGGCAUGCCUUACUCCCCUUCUCCCCUGGCAGCUGCUCCCAUAGGAUUAGGUUAUUAUGGAAGGUACCCUCCAACUCUUUACCCUCCUCCACCCUCUCCUUCUUUCACUACCCCCCUACCCCCACCUUCCUACAUGCAUACAGGCCACCUGCUUCUCAACCCCACCAAAUACCACAAGAAGAAGCAUAAACUCUUGCGCCAGGAAGCUUUCCUCACCACCAGCAGGACUCCUCUGCUGUCCAUGAGCACGUACCCCAGCGUCCCCCCCGAGAUGGCCUACGGCUGGAUGCUGGAACACAAGCACAGGCACCGCCACAAGCACCGGGAGCACCGCUCGUCCGAGCAGCCCCAGGUUUCCAUGGACACCAUCGCGGCCAACAGCUCCUCCAGAACGGUUCUGGAGUCCUUGAAGCGCUACAGGUUUGGGAAGGAGGCCGUUGGGGAUAGGUACAAACACAAAGAGAAACACAGAUGCCACAUGGCUUGUCCUCACCUGUCACCUUCCAAGGGUUUGCUGAGCAGAGACGAGCAGUGGGUCAGGAGAGAGCCUUCGGAGUCCAAUUCCUUGGCGCUGGGCUUGCAGACACCUCUGCAGAUAGACUGCUCUGAAAACUCCCCGGCUCUGUCCCUGGGGGGGUUCACUCCCAGCUCAGAGCCAGCCAGCAGCGACGAACACACAAACCUUUUCACAAGUGCAAUAGGCAGCUGCAGAGUCAGCAACUCUGCCAGCACCAACGGACGGAAAAAGUUACCCGAGAGCCCUGGGCUGUUCGGCGGGCAGGACACGGCGCUGGGCCGGCCCCUCCGCAAGGAGCCCCUGCCUUCUUCCCUGGAGAAGGCCCUGCAGCCACUGUCAGGCACUUUGCCAAGCCAGGAGAAGCCCUCCCAGAGGCAGUCAGAGAGCACAAACUGCAGCCCUUCCAGGAAGAGAUCCACAUCAGAGAGCACUUCUUCUCCAGGGGCGGCAGUGCCCGCGCGCGGCGCCCGCCUGGCCCCGGCGGCCGAGGACGCGGUGGACGCGCUGCUGCAGCGCAUGGCCCAGCAGGACGGGCCUCCCCCGCUGGACAAGAGCCUGGACGGCGCCACGGGCGGCCCGCCGUCGUCCAGCCCUGCGCGCAGCCGCUCGCGGGAGCGGGCGCUGGGCAAGCAGGACCCGCAGGACGCCAGCGGCGAGGGCGUCCCCCUGCUGCAGGAGCGCCUGCCCGGCAGCUACUCGCCCGGGCACCUCAAGAGGAGCGUGGUGGAGGCCAUGCAGAGGCAAGCGAGGAAAAUGUGCAAUUACAACAAAAUCCUGGCGACAAAAAAAAAUCUGGACCACGUCAACAAAAUCCUGAAAGCCAAAAAGCUGCAGAGGCAGUCGAGGACGGGGAACAACUUCGUGAAGCGGCGGCCGGGGCGGCCGCGCAAGUACCCGCUGCAGGCCGUGGUGUCCAUGCAGGCCCUGCAGGCCGCCAGGAUGGUGAGCCAGGAGCUGCAGGACAGGCAGCAGAGCAGCAGCCCCCUGCAGCUGGGGCCGGACACCAUCACCGACGUGAUCGAAGCCGUGGUGCAGAGCGUCAGCCUCGACCCCGAGCACCGCAAAGGCUGGAAGAGGAAGAGGUGGCUGCCCGAGGAGCAGGCCAGGAAGAGGCACAAGUCUUUGCCUGAGGAUGAGCAGGAGAGCAGUAAGAGUUUCUCAGAGACAGUAGCUGAACCUCCCAGUCCACAUGAGGCCCUUGGGAAACCACCUGAACCUGAAACCCCUGAGCAGCCUCUGCCUCCUCUAACCCAGCGUGAGAAGAAAGCCCCUCGACCCCCAAAGAAGAAAUACCAGAAAGCUGGGCUCUACUCUGAUGUCUACAAAACAACAGACCCCAAGAGCCGCCUGAUCCAGCUGAAGAAGGAGAAGCUGGAAUACACCCCAGGGGAGCACGAGCACGGGCUCUUCCCAGCCCCUAUCCACGUUGGGAAGUACCUCAGACAGAAGAGAAUCGACUUCCAGCUGCCUUACGACAUCCUCUGGCAGUGGAAACACAACCAGUUGUAUAAAAAGCCAGAUGUCCCACUUUAUAAAAAAAUCCGUUCCAAUGUCUAUGUGGAUGUCAAACCUCUCUCUGGCUACGAGGCCACCACCUGCAAUUGUAAGAAGCCAGAGGAUGACAGUGGGAAGGGCUGUGUGGAGGAUUGCCUGAACAGGUUAGAAAUGGAUUGUUUCUCAUCAUCUCCUGGGAGCAGACUCGUGCUGGGUGCACCCCUGCAGCAGAGGCAUCAGCACAGGGAGGCAAAUUCCCAGUUGGACCCUCCUGGAGCAGCUCUGGCUCCCCCACAUUAUGUCUAUGUGGAUGUCAAACCUCUCUCUGGCUACGAGGCCACCACCUGCAAUUGUAAGAAGCCAGAGGAUGACACCAAGACAAAAACCCUCUCUGAGAUGUGCUCUCCCUGUGCCACUCCCUGUGUGCUGUGUGGGGACAGGCAGAAUGACAAGAUUAACCCUUUGUUGCCCCGCAGGAACAGGAUGAUUGAGCAGUACCACAACCACAGUGACCAUUACUGCCUGAACCUGGACAGCGGCAUGGUCAUCGACAGCUACCGCAUGGGCAACGAGGCUCGCUUCAUCAACCACAGCUGCAACCCCAACUGUGAGAUGCAGAAAUGGUCUGUGAAUGGUGUGUAUAGGAUUGGGCUGUAUGCACUGAAGGACAUGCCUGCUGGGACUGAGCUCACCUAUGACUACAACUUCCACUCAUUUAAUGUUGAAAAACAGCAACUCUGCAAAUGUGGCUUUGACAAAUGCAGAGGAAUUAUUGGGGGUAAAAGUCAACGCAUGAAUGGACUCUCAAGCAAAAGCAACCAGCCUGUGAGCACCCACAGAAGACCUGGGAGGUCGAAAGAGAAGAGGAAGUCAAAGCACAAACUAAAGAAGAGAAGGGGCCACAUCCCUGAGGAACCCAGUGAAAGUGUGAAUGCCCCAACCAGGCUGACACCUCAGCUACAGAUGAAGCCCAUGUCCAACAGGGAAAGGAAUUUUGUGCUGAAACACCACGUGUUCUUGGUGCGGAACUGGGAGAAGAUCAGGCAGAAGCAGGAGGAGGUGAAGCACGUCAGUGACAGCAUGCACAGCUCGUCGCUGUACACGCGCUGGAACGGGAUCUGCCGCGACGAUGGCAACAUCAAAUCAGAUGUGUUCAUGACCCAGUUCUCGGCGCUGCAGACGUCACGCUCGGUGCGGACGCGGCGCUUGGCGGCGGCCGAGGAGAACCUGGAGGUGGCUCGUGCCGCCCGCCUGGCUCAGAUCUUCAAGGAGAUAUGUGACAGCAUCAUAGCCUACAAAGACUCCUCCAGGCAGGCGCUGGCAGCUCCUCUCCUGAACCUGCCCCCAAAGAAAAAAAAUGCAGACUAUUAUGAAAAGAUCUCUGACCCCUUGGACCUCGCCACGAUUGAGAAGCAGAUCCUGACUGGUUACUACAAAACUGUGGAAGCUUUUGAUGGGGACAUGCUGAAGGUCUUCAGGAAUGCAGAGAAAUACUAUGGCAGGAAGUCCCCGACGGGGCGGGACGUGUGCCGGCUGCGCAAGGCCUACUACAACGCGCGGCACGAGGCCUCGGCGCAGAUCGACGAGAUCGUGGGCGAGACGGCGAGCGAGGCCGACAGCAGCGAGACCUCGGUGUGCGACAAGGACAACGGGCACGAGAAGGACGAGGACGUCAUCCGCUGCAUCUGCGGCCUCUACAAGGACGAGGGGCUCAUGAUCCAGUGUGAAAAGUGCAUGGUGUGGCAGCACUGUGACUGCAUGGGUGUGAACUCGGACGUUGAGCACUACCUGUGUGAGCAGUGUGAACCUCGAGCUGUGAACAGGGAGGUUCCCAUGAUCCCUCGGCCCCACUAUGCCCAGCCUGGCUGUGUUUAUUACAUCUGCCUCUUGAGGGAUGAUCUGCUGCUCCGCCAAGGUGACUGUGUGUACCUGAUGAGAGACAGCCGCAGGACCCCCGACGGGCACCCGGUGCGGCAAUCCUACCGGCUGCUGUCCCACAUCAACCGCGACAAGCUCGACAUCUUCCGCAUCGAGAAACUCUGGAAAAACGAGAAGGAGGAGCGCUUUGCCUUUGGCCACCACUAUUUCCGUCCACACGAAACGCACCAUUCCCCGUCUCGGAAGUUCUACCACAACGAGCUCUUCCGGGUGCCCCUGUAUGAAAUCAUCCCCCUGGAGGCCGUGGUGGGGACCUGCUGUGUGCUAGACCUCUACACCUACUGCAAAGGGAGGCCGAAGGGUGUGAAGGAGCAGGAUGUUUACAUCUGUGAUUACCGCCUGGAUAAAUCAGCUCACCUCUUCUACAAGAUCCACCGCAACCGCUACCCCGUGUGCACCAAGCCCUACGCCUUCGACCACUUCCCCAAGAAACUCACUCCCAAGAGGGAUUUCUCACCUCAUUAUGUGCCAGACAACUACAAGAGGAAUGGAGGCAGGUCAUCCUGGAAAUCGGAUCGCUCGAAACCACAGAUCAAAGACUUAAACCAAGAGGAAGAUUCCCUGCCCCUGAUGGAGGAGGUGCUGGGGGCCCCUGAGCAGGCUCCAGGGGAGCUGCCCAGCCCCGAGGAGCCCAACAAGGAGCCCGUGCCCAGCGAGAGCUGCGAGGCUGACAAGAAGGGGGACGAGAACCCCUCGGACACGAGGCCGCUCUGCAGCCCCGAGGAGCGGCGGCACCUCCAGAGGGAGAGGCUCAACCAGAUCCUGCUCAACCUCCUAGAGAAAAUCCCAGGGAAAAACGCCAUCGAUGUCACCUACCUACUGGAGGAGGGCUCGGGCCGGAAGCUGCGGCGCCGCACGCUGAGCAUCCCCGAGAGCAGCUUCAGGAAGUGAGCCAGGAGGGGCAGCCGAGCUCUGGGCUCUGUCUGGGCUGGGGCACAGCAGCAAACUGACAAAAUACAAACAGUAGCACCUGGGGGGCCGGGCUGGCACGGUGCCCACCCUGCUCUGCAGUGCUCUUGGUGUGUGUGUUGGUGGGCGUGCCUUGUAUUGAUGUUAGGUACUGAGGAAACCUCGUGGUUAUUGUCCAGGAUGGUCAAAUUUAAUUUAUUUUUGCUUGAUAUUCCCACUCAGAGGAGAAAAAACACCCAAAAAAAAAAUUAAAAAAAAAUAAUAAUAAUAGGAAGGGCAGAGGAAAAGGACUGAGUUACUCUGAGGAGGAUGUUCCCCACGGUCACUGCUAACCUGGCAUUGUCCCAGCCACCCUCAGCACCGCCAGGGAAGGGAAUCCAGGAAUCCAGAGGGGAGAGCAAAGGCCCAGUGGCUUUAAAGAAAAAGCUGCCCUGAAGCUGAGGCCUCUGAUUUGCACAAGUUCCAGAAGAGAGGAGUCCCCAGCCGAGCGCGAGGGUCGCCGUGGGACAGCUGAGCAGCGUCCCUGUGGUCUGUGCCAAGGAGAAGCUUCCAGAGGCCCUUGGAGCAGGGCAGGAGCGCGGGGAGGAGGCACUUGCUGUGUGGGGGGAGGGUGUGGGCUGUGAGUUUUUUUUCACUUUUUUUCUGCAGAGAAAUUUUAUAAAAGCGAAGUCAGCUCCUGACGCCACCAUUGCUGUUGGUUUUUUUGAUAAGCUGUGGUUCUCGUGUGUCUCGUGUGUUGUGCAAAUAAAAAAAUCCGUUAAAACAAAAAAAAA
Messenger RNA from Pyrgilauda ruficollis (rufous-necked snowfinch), 10301 nucleotides. RefSeq names its product ASH1 like histone lysine methyltransferase (gene ASH1L). Gene Ontology annotation, molecular function: protein binding; DNA binding; chromatin binding. The record is from RefSeq and is a predicted model, not a curated record. The transcript has 28 exons. Bases 349 to 9510 code for a protein of 3053 amino acids. NCBI's taxonomy places the organism in Eukaryota, Metazoa, Chordata, Aves, Passeriformes, Passeridae.